GAAAUGCAAAGGUUACUCAUAAAAGGAAGAAAAUUAAAAAAUUAAAAACCGAAAUUGAAGGGAGCUGUCGGCCAUAAAAUGACCCCAGUUCACUGCACUUGGCAACAAUGGCAAGUCUGCUUCUGGGUUCAUUCACGCUCUUCAUAGUCUUUACACGAAGAGAACAAUAGAGAAAAACAGUAGACCCGAGAUCCCCAAUCUUUUCACUCCGACCACGGAAAGUAAAAAGGGGUGUAUAUAAUAGCGGAUAUCUGCCCCUAGAAAACAUGGCUCAGGUGAAAUAUUCUCGAGUCGAUGGGAGGAAGUCUUCAAGUUACCGUUCAACCAUAUCUAUAGUGGUUUUUGUUGCAUUUUGUUUAGUUGGGAUUUGGACUUUAAUGUCGUCCAUUGUUCCAACUCAGAAUUCGGACUUGACUUCAGAGGAAGCCGUAAAUCAAGUGGUGACUGAAAAUGGUUCUAGGCAAUUCGACAGUUCAGGUGGUUUGCCUGAGGAUUCUACAAAAGAAGAUAGCAACACAAGAAAUGACCAAAACAUAAUCGAAAGGGAGUCUGGGAAUGUUGCCGAGGAAAAUCAGGAGAAAGUGGCUACAAAGGAGAGCUCUGACAGUGAGCAGACAGGCUUAGAGGAGAGACAGGGUAACAAUGAAUCAGACUUGGUUGAGGGUGAAAAUAAAAUUAACACAGACGAGAGUCAAGAUGGACCAAAACAGGUAGAUGAAGUGCUUGGUGAGACUGUCGAAAAGGAUGCUACUGAGAAUAACAAGGAAAUCCAGGAAAAAAAUCAGGGCUCAGAUGAGCUUUUACCUGCUGGUGCUCAGUCUGAAAUUUUGAAUGAAACUAACACUCAAAAUGGGGCUUGGUCAACCCAAGCAAUAGAGUCCGAGAAUGAGAAGGAAUCACAACAAUCUUCAAUAACUAAGGAUGACAGUGACUGCAGAUGGAAACUUUGCAAUGUAACUGCUGGGCCGGACUACAUCCCUUGCCUUGACAAUUGGCAAGCUAUUAGAAAGCUGCCAAGUAUGAGCCACUUUGAACAUCGAGAAAGGCAUUGCCCUGAUGAAGCUCCAACAUGUCUUGUUCCUCUACCUAAAGGAUAUAGGCAGCCAAUUAAGUGGCCGGAAAGCAGAGGAAAGAUAUGGUAUUACAACGUUCCCCACACAAAGCUUGCAGUGGUUAAGGGGCACCAAAAUUGGGUUAAAAUUACCGGUGAAUACCUCACUUUUCCUGGUGGUGGAACUCAGUUCAUAAAUGGGGCUCUUCACUACAUCGAUUUCAUUCAAAAAUCUCUUCCUGCCAUUGCAUGGGGGAAAAGAAGCCGUGUGAUAUUAGAUGUUGGGUGUGGAGUGGCUAGCUUUGGAGGUUUUCUUUUCGAAAGAGAUGUUCUUGCAAUGUCUUUUGCUCCCAAAGAUGAGCACGAAGCUCAAGUACAGUUUGCACUUGAACGAGGAAUCCCUGCCAUAUCAUCAGUUAUGGGAACUAAAAGACUUACCUUCCCUAGUGGUGUAUUUGAUGUUGUGCACUGUGCACGCUGUAGGGUCCCAUGGCACAUUGAAGGUGGUAAACUUCUUUUGGAGCUGAAUCGCGUCUUGCGACCUGGUGGUUACUUUGUCUGGUCUGCUACUCCGGUUUAUCGGAAGAAUCCUGAAGACUCGGGCAUUUGGAAAGCAAUGUCUGAGCUAACAAAGUCAAUGUGCUGGGAUCUGGUGGUGAUUGGAGAGGACAAAUUGGAUGGAGUGAAAGCAGCAAUAUACAGAAAACCAACUUCCAAUGAGUGCUAUGAAAAGAGGCCGCAAAAUGUGCCUCCCAUAUGCAAAGAAUCUGAUGAUCCAAAUGCUGCCUGGAAUGUACCGAUGCAAGCAUGCAUGCACAAAGUGCCAAUCAGUGCAUCAGAGAGGGGGUCUCGCUGGCCUGAGCAAUGGCCACGAAGGUUGGAGAAAGCACCUUACUGGUUGAAUUCUCAGGUCGGAGUCUAUCGCAAAGGUGCUCUGGAGGAUUUCACUGCUGACUACAAACACUGGAAAAAUGUUGUCUCCAAGUCAUAUUUGAAUGGGAUGGGAAUCAAUUGGUCUUCCGUGAGAAAUGUUAUGGACAUGAGAGCUGUAUAUGGAGGGUUUGCUGCGGCACUAAAGGACUUGAAAGUGUGGGUUAUGAAUGUAGUCCCGAUCGACUCUCCGGACACACUCCCAAUAAUAUAUGAGCGUGGUUUAUUUGGAAUAUAUCACGACUGGUGUGAAUCAUUUAAUACCUAUCCCAGAUCUUACGAUCUUCUCCAUGCCGACUAUCUCUUCUCAACUCUUAAAAGGAGGUGCAACUUAGCGGCAGUGUUUGCAGAGGUUGAUAGGAUCCUUAGGCCAGAAGGAAAGCUGAUCAUACGGGACGAUGGUGAAACUGUAGAAGAAGUCGAGAAAAUGGCUAAAUCUUUAAAGUGGGAGAUCAGAUUAAUUUAUUCAGAAGACAAUAAGGGAUUGCUUUGUGUUCAGAAGACAUUGUGGCGUCCCACAGAGAUGGAGACAAUUAAAUCAGCUAUCGCUUAAGCAUGAUGCUUCAACUGACUUACUGUCCGAGGCUGCUCUCAUGCUUAUAUUAUUAGUCUAUUACGUUCGUUUUUUUAAACGUAAUAUCCAGAUUUCUCUAUUUAUACAUUAUAUGGCCGAUUAUUCUGUCUCAGCUAUGUGUUUUUUACUGCAUUUAUUCCAUUUUUUCGUGCUUAAGUUAUGGUCCUUGAUAUCUGAAACUAUUUUCUCAUCGUAUUAUCGUUGAUAUAAAUGCCCGGAAAGUUACUC
Messenger RNA from Juglans microcarpa x Juglans regia, 2783 nucleotides. RefSeq names its product probable methyltransferase PMT25. The record is from RefSeq and is a predicted model, not a curated record. Gene Ontology annotation, molecular function: methyltransferase activity. Bases 267 to 2534 code for a protein of 755 amino acids. Gene Ontology annotation, cellular component: trans-Golgi network; endosome; cytoplasm. The transcript has 9 exons. NCBI's taxonomy places the organism in Eukaryota, Viridiplantae, Streptophyta, Magnoliopsida, Fagales, Juglandaceae.